AUGUACCAAUUCGACAAAAUGGAUAUGAAAUUUCGACAGUUUUUAUUACUUAAAUUGGAUGAUUUAUCUGAUGUUGAUAAAUGCCGAUUACAAUUUGUUCUUGGAAAACAUAUACCAAGACGUUUAAGAGAAUCAAAUAGUGUCGAAAAUACGAUUCGAAUAUUUGAAUAUUUAACUGAUACUGGACAAAUUGUUACUUGUCUUGUUGAAGCUUUAUCAGCUUGUGGACGACCAGAUUGA
Molecule: messenger RNA, 240 nt
Organism: Rotaria sp. Silwood1
Lineage: Eukaryota; Metazoa; Rotifera; Eurotatoria; Philodinida; Philodinidae
Source: the annotation of a GenBank genome assembly